AUGCAGACCCCUGGUCAUGAAUCUAGCCUCGAGCUAGCCCCGCAGUCCUGCCAAUCCUGCAGGUCGAGCAAGAGGAAAUGCGACAAGGCACUGCCUAGAUGCUCCCUCUGCGCUAAGCGUAAUAGAAGUUGUGAAUAUUGGAGACCAGAGCCACUCAGUCACUCGGCCAUCGCGUCAAGCCCAGAGCGAGGAUGGUACCCCUCUCCCCUGGAUGAGCAGGCAGAUAUUCAGACUAUUGAUUUCCCGACCAUCUUGUUUCUUGAUCCGGCUCUACUACAGCACAGCUUACUAGAAACUUUACCUACGGCAGGGACUACAGUCCCGCAGGAUAUUCUACAACUCCUAGGGGAUUUAGAUGAAAUCCAGCUCACGGCAAUGCGGUUUUUCAAGCAUAUUCACCAGUGGAUGCCCUUCAUCUCGAAGAAGCGAUUCUACGAUUUAUACCUACAGCCCGCAUUCCGCUCAAGGCCUGAUAUUGUUCUUCUUUUGUUAGCACUGAAACUCAUCACUACCUUCCCGCCGGCUGGUUCUCGUAGUCCUCGGACAGCCUUAUAUAACUCAACUAAACAUUUUUAUCUAAAAGUGGAAGAGUCUUUCUCUAUUUUAGUACUGCAAGCCGGAGUUCUUAUUGCUCUUUAUGAACUAGGACACGGGAUCUACCCGGCUGCGUUCUUGUCGAUCGGGGCCUGUGCGAGGUAUGCCCAUGCCUUGGGUAUUAAUGUCAGUCGCACGGCGCCGAAUAGAAGAGUACUUACUUUGGUGGAGGUUGAAGAGCGACGGAGAGUCUGGUGGGCUAUUGUCAUUUUAGACCGCUUUGUGAGCAUCGGCUGCCCGGGACGGCCCUUUGCAACUGCAGAUCCAAAAUUGGAUGAUUAUUUACCGGCUGACGAUGCUGCAUGGGACCAGGGGACUGUCAAGCCCGAUAGGUUCUCGACUCUCUCGUCCCCAAUGACAGGACACAUGAGCAAGUUUGCUCUGCUCUGUCAAGCUGCCAGGCUAUUAGGCCAAGUUCUCCAUCACCUUUCAACAGACUUUACCAGCGAAGAUGAUGUUUGGAUACAGCUCGAUCGUACCCUGCAGUCAAUGCUAGCCGCUGCAUUGAAUAUCGACUGUCCGGACUAUGAUCAAAUCACGUUCGUGUACAGUGCCAUAGUCGCCCUUUAUACACCUUGGCUAUCAUCCGAUGCAGUUGAAGAAAUGGACAGCCCUCGCUCACAACGAGCGAAGGUUAUACUUCAACAGGUUACGGAGCGUAUUAAUGCAAAUCUUAUCGAGCGUCAAUGCUUCUUAGGUCGGGAUCCAGAGGAUAUGUCCCCGUGGGGUCUGUAUUUUGCUUAUCACAUCUGUGGGGCCCAUAUGCGGUCCAACAGUAAAGCACCGCAUGACCUUGAGGUGGCGAGGAGGCUACGUGAGGGGUUCACGGAUAUUGAUGUACGGUGGAAUGCUGCGGGUGUUUAUUUGAAGCUAUUGGAGGCCCAGGAGGCUAUGAAUUUGGAGGCGUGA
Molecule: messenger RNA, 1503 nt
Organism: Penicillium crustosum
Lineage: Eukaryota; Fungi; Ascomycota; Eurotiomycetes; Eurotiales; Aspergillaceae
Product: Zn(II)2Cys6 transcription factor
Exons: 5
Coding region: 1-1503 (500 amino acids)
Biological process (GO): regulation of DNA-templated transcription; DNA-templated transcription
Cellular component (GO): nucleus
Molecular function (GO): zinc ion binding; DNA-binding transcription factor activity, RNA polymerase II-specific; DNA binding
Source: RefSeq, a predicted model, not a curated record